GAGACGCGCCGCGCACGGUGCUUCCCCGGCGGAGCCGACCGGCCAACCCGCGCUCCGGCACAGUCCUCGGCGCUCCCCCGCCGGCGGGACAGACCGCCCGCCUCUAGCCGCUCUCUGGACCCUGGCCGCCCCGAGUGAAGACUGGAGCAAAAUGAUGCUUCAACAUCCAGGCCCGGUCUCUGCCUCAGAGGUCAGUGCGACCGCCAUCGUCCCCUGCCUCUCACCUCCUGGGUCACUGGUGUUUGAGGAUUUUGCUAACCUGACACCCUUUGUCAAGGAAGAGCUGAGGUUUGCCAUCCAGAAUAAGCACCUCUGCCACCGGAUGUCCUCCGCACUGGAGUCAGUCACCGUCAACAACAGACCCCUGGAGAUGUCAGUCACCAAGUCUGAGGUGGCCCCUGAGGAAGACGAGAGGAAAAGGAGGCGGCGGGAAAGAAAUAAAAUUGCUGCUGCCAAGUGUCGAAACAAGAAAAAGGAAAAGACAGAGUGCUUGCAGAAAGAGUCAGAGAAACUGGAGAGUGUGAAUGCCGAGCUGAAGGCCCAGAUCGAGGAGCUGAAGAACGAGAAACAGCAUUUGAUAUACAUGCUCAACCUGCACCGGCCUACGUGUAUCGUCCGGGCUCAGAAUGGACGGACACCAGAAGACGAAAGGAACCUCUUUAUCCAACAGAUAAAAGAAGGAACAUUGCAGAGCUAAGCAGAGGUGGCAUGGGGUCCAUUGGGGAGUCCUUUCUGAAUCCUCCGUUUCCACCCCAAACCCUGAAGCCAUUGGAAAACUGGCUUCUUGUGCACUUCUAGAAUCUCAGCAGCCAAGAGCAGUUGGGGCAGGAGGGCCUGCAGUGACUACUGCAUUGUCCCCACUCUGCCCCCGAGUGAACCGUGGAGCAGGCAGGAGCAUCCUUUGUCUCCCCAAUUCCAGGAUUUAGGCCUUACCAUCCUGGCCAUUCUCAGAUGACGUAGCUGGCCCCAGGCUGGGGUUCCAUGCAAAGCAGGAUCCCACCAACGGGAUUCAGGCAGAAGUGUCUACCUCGAUAGGGUGGGCCCACGUCCUCCACUGCGGCUGACAACAUCCCUUCUAGGGGAUGUGGAGAGAGAACAUUCAUGAUCGAGGCUGUCCAAUGGCCAGGGUGUGCUUUCUAGAAAAUAUGCUGUUCUGUCCCAGAAUGACUGCAUAGGGCAUUCGUUCCAGAGCCUGGUGUUGUGGUAUUUUAGAUGUUUGUCUUGCAUUGGCAUGAUUUUUCCGGGAGUUUCAUCAGAUCUGAUUUCUGAGAGUUUGGGGGAAUCUGCCGUUGUGGACAGUGUCCCUCAAAAGCAUUUGGGUGGCCAUGUGAACUGCUGGCACCAGGGAGUGAAACUGACUGAUGACCAGCUGUGCAACUUUGUGCCGACAGAGCACGCAUGCCUCCUUUCCCUGUACCCACUGUCGUGGAAGAACCUGGGCCUGGCAGCUCGUCCUUGGCUACAAACUGUUACAACGUCACAGAAUGAAGGCACCAAGUCCGACUUUCAAAGGGUGUACCACUCCACACUCAGUGACAGGGCAGGAAGAGCCAAAGAAUUCUCCAUUUUUCUUUCUUCCUGCCAAAAGCCACGGCCACAGCCUGUGGAGACCCGUGUUUGAAGCCAGCAGGGCCAGGCAUCUGCAUUGUGGAGUGUUAAAGGCGUUUUUUGUCUUGUAGCUAUUUUGAGACGUGGUCCAGGGCAUGUCAGCUGGGAGGUCCCUAUCUCUGGACACCAGGACUCUGGCUACUGUUAAAAUUCUGAUGUUUCUGUGAAAUCCUCAGUGUUUAAUCCCACUCAAAAGUAUCAUUACAGUUUUCUGUAAGAGAAAAAUAUUAUUUAUUCCAGUAUUCCUAGCCUGUCAACAUAAUAAAUAUCAGAACAAGACCUGGUAAA
Messenger RNA from Grammomys surdaster, 1896 nucleotides. It is a transcript of the gene Atf3, whose product is annotated as activating transcription factor 3. Lineage: Eukaryota; Metazoa; Chordata; Mammalia; Rodentia; Muridae. The coding region runs from base 152 to 697 and encodes 181 amino acids. The record is from RefSeq and is a predicted model, not a curated record. Gene Ontology annotation, molecular function: DNA-binding transcription factor activity, RNA polymerase II-specific; RNA polymerase II cis-regulatory region sequence-specific DNA binding. The transcript has 4 exons. Gene Ontology annotation, cellular component: nucleus. Gene Ontology annotation, biological process: regulation of transcription by RNA polymerase II.